AUGCCGCAGAGCGGUAACACGUUGUGGGUGCUGUCGCAAGGAAUGCAUCAUUCGACCACAUGCCCGCUACCAGAGUCGAAGGAUGCACUGGAAAGGGAUAACUCAAAUCUGCGAAAGGAACUGAAGGUGAUUGAGGACGACUUCAAUUCCUCAACGCAACACGCUGCGGAUCGAGAGGAUGCUCCAGCUCUUCGUCAAAUUCACAUAAACCUUCUGUUCCGACCUCGGAACACGACAACUGAUAAUUUAAUGUUCGUUGCCAUACUGUCCCCUCUUUGCAGACCAUAUGGCAAGGAGGCGUCGCGCUUGUUAUUUGAUGCGCUUGAUGUAACGUGCCUUAUUCUGAUAGUCGCUGUACAUUAUAUUGGGCGUGAUCAAUAA
Necator americanus (New World hookworm) is the source of this 381-nucleotide messenger RNA. RefSeq lists its product as uncharacterized. The transcript has a single exon. The coding region runs from base 1 to 381 and encodes 126 amino acids. The record is from RefSeq and is a predicted model, not a curated record. NCBI's taxonomy places the organism in Eukaryota, Metazoa, Nematoda, Chromadorea, Rhabditida, Ancylostomatidae.